AUGGCCACGCAUCACAGGCAAAACGCUGCUGGGCGGAGGAAAGUGCAGGUGUCUUAUGUUAUUAGAGACGAGGUGGAGAAGUACAAUAGAAAUGGGGUGAAUGCACUGCAACUGGACCCAGCUCUGAACCGACUGUUCACAGCGGGGCGGGAUUCCAUUAUCCGGAUAUGGAGCGUUUAUCAGCACAAACAAGAUCCAUAUAUAGCGUCGAUGGAGCAUCAUACAGACUGGGUCAAUGACAUAGUUUUGUGUUGCAAUGGGAAGACAUUAAUAUCUGCUUCUUCAGACACUACUGUUAAAGUAUGGAAUGCACACAAAGGUUUUUGUAUGUCUACGUUACGAACACACAAGGACUAUGUAAAAGCCCUGGCAUACGCCAAAGACAAAGAGCUGGUGGCGUCGGCAGGCCUGGACCGUCAGAUCUUUCUCUGGGAUGUGAAUACACUUACAGCACUCACUGCUUCCAACAACACUGUCACCACUUCCUCACUCAGUGGAAACAAAGAUUCCAUCUAUAGUCUGGCAAUGAACCAGAUGGGCACAGUUAUAGUAUCUGGAUCAACUGAAAAGGUACUUAGAGUCUGGGAUCCGCGGACAUGUGCAAAACUAAUGAAACUAAAAGGUCACACGGACAAUGUAAAAUCUUUGUUGCUAAACCGUGAUGGUACUCAGUGCUUGUCCGGUAGUUCAGACGGGACUAUCCGGCUCUGGUCCCUCGGUCAGCAGAGGUGUAUUGCCACGUACCGUGUGCAUGAUGAAGGCGUUUGGGCCUUACAAGUGAAUGAAGCUUUCACACAUGUGUAUUCAGGUGGCAGGGACAAAAAGAUUUACUGCACUGAUCUACGCAACCCAGAUAUCAGGGUAUUCAUCUGUGAAGAAAAAGCUCCAGUCCUCAAAAUGGAAUUGGACAGAUCUGCUGACCCACCACCGGCAAUCUGGGUCUCCACCACCAAGUCAUCCGUUAAUAAAUGGUCUUUAAAGGGAAUGCACAACUUCAGAUCAUCUGGAGAGUAUGACAAUGACUGCAGUACACCACUGACUCCACUUUGUACACAGCCGGAACAAGUCAUUAAGGGAGGAGCAAGUAUUAUCCAGUGCCACAUUUUGAACGACAAGAGACACAUACUCACCAAAGAUACCAACAACAAUGUGGCAUUCUGGGAUGUGUUGAAGGCUUGCAAAGGAGAAGAUUUAGGAAAAGUGGAAUUUGAUGAAGAGAUUAAAAAACGCUUCAAGAUGGUCUAUGUGCCAAACUGGUUCUCUGUAGAUCUGAAAACUGGGAUGUUAACCAUCACCCUGGAUGAAAGUGAUUGUUUUGCUGCCUGGGUAUCAGCAAAAGACGCUGGUUUCUCAAGCUCUGAUGGAUCUGACCCAAAGUUGAAUCUUGGAGGAUUAUUACUUCAGGCCCUGUUGGAGUUCUGGCCCAGGACUCGUAUAAACCCAAUGGACGAGGAGGAGAAUGAGGUUAACCAUGUGAACGGUGAGCAAGAGAACCGAAUCCAGAAAGGGAAUGGAUACUUCCAGGUACCACCACACACGCCUGUUAUUUUUGGGGAAGCUGGAGGCAGGACUCUAUUCAGGUUGCUGUGUAGAGAUUCAGGAGGAGAGACCGAAUCAAUGCUGCUUAAUGAGACAGUCCCUCAGUGGGUUAUAGACAUAACUGUAGAUAAAAAUAUGCCCAAAUUCAACAAAAUCCCAUUCUACCUCCAACCACAUUCGUCUUCUGGUGCAAAAACUCUAAAAAAGGACCGGCUCUCAGCCAGUGACAUGCUUCAGGUGCGGAAGGUGAUGGAGCACGUCUAUGAGAAAAUAAUCAAUUUGGACAACGAGUCCCAGACGACCAGCUCCUCCACCAAUGACAAGCCGGGGGAGCAGGAGAAGGAGGAGGACAUGGCCAUGCUCGCAGAGGAGAAGAUCGAGCUCAUGUGUCAAGACCAGAUUCUGGAUCCCAACAUGGACCUUCGAACAGUAAAACAUUUUAUCUGGAAGAGUGGAGGGGACUUGACGCUACACUAUAGGCAGAAGUCUACGUGA
Knipowitschia caucasica is the source of this 2034-nucleotide messenger RNA. The record is from the annotation of a GenBank genome assembly. Lineage: Eukaryota; Metazoa; Chordata; Actinopteri; Gobiiformes; Gobiidae.